AUGGCGACUGUUCAGACUGAGAUUGCGUUGGAGAAGACGGCUGCCCACCAUGUUGAGGAUACUCUGGGCCACGGUGCGCUUAUCGAAGCUAAACAAGCGACUGAUGAGGAGCACUCUCAAACGCUGUUCCAAGCACUCGCUGCUAAUCGAAAGGCUGUGGCGUGGUCGAUGUUGAUCUCGAUGUCGAUCAUCAUGGAGGGCUAUGAUACGAUUCUGAUCGGAAAUUUCUUCGCCUACCCCACGUUUAGGAAGAAGUACGGAAGCUACUAUCCUGCCGAAAACGACUACCAAGUAUCAGCUCCGUGGCAGACGGGACUCAGUAUGGCUAGCACAGUUGGAUGUAUCUUUGGCGGUAUCAUGAAUGGAUACUUCGCCUCGAAAUUUGGAUAUCGAGGUGUUAUGAUCGUGGCACUGGGAUUCCUUAACGCAUUCAUCUUCAUCACCUUCUUCGCCAACUCAGCUGCUGUCCUGCUCGUUGGCCAGAUCUUUUGUGGAUUCUCCUGGGGUGUCUUCGCAACUGUUGGACCCGCCUAUGCAUCCGAAGUAUGCCCCACGAACCUCCGUGGUUACCUCACUAUCUACGUGAACAUGUGCUGGGCCAUCGGCCAGCUCAUUGCAUCAGGUGUGUUGUAUGGUCUAGUCGACCGAACGGACCAAUGGGGAUACCGCAUUCCCUUCGCCCUGCAAUGGAUCUGGCCUUUGCCAUUGAUGGUGAUCUGCUGGCUGGCACCCGAGAGUCCAUGGUACCUUGUCCGCAAGGAUCGUCUGGAAGACGCCAAGCGUAGCAUCAGUCGACUGGGAGGAAACAAGACCGACGAUCAGAUUAACGGACAACUGGCAAUGAUGGUUCACACAACUAAGCUGGAAGCUGAAAUUGAGGCCGGGACCACAUAUGCCGAGUGCUUUAAGGGAGUGGACUUGCGGCGCACAGAAAUCUGCUGUGUAGCCUUCAUGGGCCAGGUCCUCUCCGGUAGCUCGUUUGCAUACUCCCCGACUUACUUCUUCGAACAAGCCGGAAUGUCCACCAACCGAUCCUUCCAGCUAGGCGUUGGAUGCACUGCUGUAUCGUUCGUCGGCACAGCGCUCUCCUGGUUCCUAAUCACAAAGUUCGGUCGACGAACCCUCUACGUCUGGGGCCAAGGCACCCUCGCCACCCUCCUGUUCCUAAUUGGUAUCAUCAAUGCCGCGUCCUCAAGCAGUGGAGGCAUGUGGGCGCAAGCGGCACUCUGUAUGCUCUGGCUCUUCACAUACUCCCUGACAGUCGGCCCAAUUGCUUACUCCAUCGUCUCGGAGAUGUCCUCCGUCCGGCUGCGAACCCUGACAGUCUGUCUAGCACGAACAGCCUAUCAACUCAUCAACGUCGUCUCGCAGGUCUUGGAGCCUUAUUUCAUGAACCCAACUGCAUGGAACGCGUCUGGUAAAACAGGCUUCUUCUGGGGUGGUACCGCUGUGAUGAUGUUUGCAUGGGCCUUCUUCCGUCUGCCGGAGCCUAAGGACCGUACAUAUGCGGAACUUGACAUUCUCUUCGCCAGAAAGGUUUCCGCGCGCAAGUUCGCUUCGACUCAUGUGGAUGCCUAUGCCGCUGUGUCGGCCUCUUCGCAAGAAGGACUUGUCCAUGAGGAGGUGAAGGAAAUCAAGGAGUGA
Penicillium odoratum is the source of this 1644-nucleotide messenger RNA. RefSeq lists its product as uncharacterized. Gene Ontology annotation, molecular function: carbohydrate:proton symporter activity. The record is from RefSeq and is a predicted model, not a curated record. Gene Ontology annotation, cellular component: membrane. NCBI's taxonomy places the organism in Eukaryota, Fungi, Ascomycota, Eurotiomycetes, Eurotiales, Aspergillaceae. Bases 1 to 1644 code for a protein of 547 amino acids. Gene Ontology annotation, biological process: transmembrane transport; carbohydrate transport. The transcript has 2 exons.